AUGUCCGGUAGGCCUGCGCGUCCGCGCUACUCGGAGAGUGACGUCGCCGGAGCUUCUUCGACCGGCUCCCCCGUGCCACGAGCACCUUCGACGCGCACAUUUCGUUACGCCUCGGCGAGCCAUCUGGGAAGUCCGCCACCCGACUACUUGAAGCUCAGCGUGGCCGUAAGUGAUGAAGGGAAUGGUGCUAGAGGAUGCAUGCCGCAUCAUUAAGCGCAAUCUGGCCCACCUGGCUACACGCCGCUGACAGCCUGGUUGGUUCUUCCCUUUUCCUCCAGCCCACCGCAGCUCCUAGCACCGCUUCAGCACCUCUUCUGCCGCAUUCCGCACUCCACGCCAUCACGCAAGCGAUUCGCGCGUCUUUGGAUGACCAAUUGAAUGGUCGCCGUCAACCCCCGGUGCUCACCCAGGCGCAGAUCACUCACGCUGUGUCGGUCGGACUCGGCGAAGAUCGCAUCGCGAGCAUCGUGCGCGAUGCAGUGGCGCGGGAACUGAUCGCGAGUUGCAGCAAUCUUGCGCAAGGUCAAGCAGCAAGUGAAGCAGCGGCGCAGAAGCGCUUCCGAGGACUGGAGAGACUGCUACUCGCUUUGGUCCUUUGCAACGCCGCUUGGUGGAUUUACCACACUUUUUUGAGUGGUCCAUUCCAGCGAUGCAAGGACCUUCUCGUCAUACUUGGCGUGCUGGGAGCUCCUACGCUUAUGGUUCUCUACCCCGAGGAGGCGAUGCUCUGCUUCAAGCGUGGUCGACAGGUGUGCAUCGCCACGAAGGAAUACGUUUACAAGGUAGGACACUUCUGCCUCUGCCGCAUUCAUCGCUUCAUUUGACCAACCUCUCCUCGCUGCCCUCUACCUCAGGUAUUCACGAACGACUGA
Molecule: messenger RNA, 872 nt
Organism: Ceraceosorus bombacis
Lineage: Eukaryota; Fungi; Basidiomycota; Exobasidiomycetes; Ceraceosorales; Ceraceosoraceae
Source: the annotation of a GenBank genome assembly